UUAAAAACCUACUUUUCCUAAUAACCUACUUUCUUCUUCUUCGACCUUACUGGGAAACUCGACUGUAUGGAAAGCUCUCUUCAGCGACCAACUUUCAUACUGUCAUAGACAAAGAAUUACACAAAAUUAGCUUCAUAAGUUGAAGCUCGAAGUCAUGGCGGGUGGUAACCCUAAAAGGCACCCUUCUUCAUCCUCUGCAACUUCACGCCGCAGAUUCCCCCGGAAUGCCGUAAAGAAUCACCGAUCAUCCAAUUCUAAACCCUCUGCGUUCGGGUCUCGUUCUGGGGAAACUGAAUCCAACCUCUCUCCGGAGCCUGGUAUACCCAGUUCCCAAACCACCCCUCAUACCCCUAAGCUUAGACCCGUUAACUCCCCGAGACCCGACGAAGGCAUGCAAUCUGCUCUACCUUCGCUCCGUUUCCUUGACCCGCGUCAAACGCCUCCUGCUCCUGCCCCCGGGUAUGGGAUUCAGAUGCUCGAACGCAGAACACUCGUCCUUGCGGAUGGUUCAGUGAGGACUUACUUCGCCCUACCCCAAAAUUAUCGCGACUUUUCACCGUUACCACGGACGGAAAUUCAUCGUCCGCAACCAGGGUUUGAUAGGCAGUUCCAAUCGAGUCCAGAUUUACACCCCGAGUACUGCGGUGAUCCGCCUUUACAUAGCAGGAAUCAAAAUUUUAGGGAUUCGCCUCUCUUAGAUUGGCAUGAUGGUGGGCAAGUUCUGAUGCCAGGGAAUGACAAUUCAAUAAAAAGGAAGUAUUUGGAUGAAAAAAGAGAAGACAAUGAUAGUUUGUCUAGGAGAAGGCAGAAGCUUUUGCAGCUCGCAAAUGGAGAUAAUGGUUCACCUGGAAUUAGUGGGUCGCAUAUAGGUAGAGGUCCAGAGGAAUUUAUAACUGCCGAGCAGAGUGCCCAGCCUCUUAAACACCACGAGGUUGAUCAAAAAGCCUUAAAGAAAGCAUUUUUGCAUUUUGCAAAGGCAGUAUAUGAAGGUGCAAAGCUGAAAAAUCGUUACCUGGCCAAUGGAAAGCAAGGGUAUCUUCAAUGUACUGUUUGUGACAGGGAUUCAAAACAUUAUUCAGAUAUGCACAGCCUUAUUAUGCACACAUAUCAUUCUGACAACGCUGACUCUACAGUUGAUCAUUUGGGAUAUCACAAAGCUUUGUGUGUUCUGAUGGGCUGGAACUAUUUGACUCCUCCUGAUAGCUCAAAGUCAUACCAUUUGUUAUCGGCUGAAGAAGCAGCCGCAAACCUAGAUGACCUGAUUGUAUGGCCACCAAUGGUGUUCAUCCAUAAUACAGUAACAGGAAAACGUGCAGACGGCAGUGUUGAGGGUUUGGGGAACAGGGUUAUGAGCGAGUACCUUACAGAAAUUGGGUGCAAAGGUGGUAAACCAAAAGCAGCAUUCAACAAAGGCGGUCAUCGUGGCAUGACCAUCGUGAAGUUUUCUCCUGAUCGAACUGGAUUGAAGGAGGCUAUGAAAUUGGCAGAUUAUUUCCAAAGAAGCAACCACGGGCGAAGCAAAUGGGCCCUUGUGCAAUCCUCAACUUUAAGCCAGGAUGAAGACAACAAUCCAGACCUGGUGAAGGUCGACCCCAUUACACAGGAGAAAAAGAGGGUCUUCUAUGGGUAUCUGGCUAACGUUUCUGAUAUAGAUAAGAUUGAAUUUGACUUGAGGAGAAAGGUAUCUAUUGAGAGCAAAAUUGAGUUGUUGCUGGCACAGUAAAACAGGCAUUCUUACUAGCUUGUAAUAGGGGGGCAGAUGAAGAUGGCUGUCCCAAUUCCUCCAUCUUCUUGUGGUGUAAAAUUAUAAUUUAACUAUUUUGAAAAUGAAGUUCAUGCAUAAUUGAUAAUUAUAGAGAAAAAAUGAUGAAAGAAGCAGGUGCAUGCCUUGGGUAGAAGUUGUUGGUAUUGCUUUGACUGUUACUCUUUGGUCAUCCAAUCCGUACAUGCAACUAUUAAUUGGAUUCAAUCCCAAAAAGACAUGCAAUGGAUUGGAUUCAGUCUAUCUAUUUGAAAUUUGAGGAUGGAUAUUUGUCCAUCUACUAUGCUCUAAAA
Molecule: messenger RNA, 2055 nt
Organism: Cuscuta epithymum
Lineage: Eukaryota; Viridiplantae; Streptophyta; Magnoliopsida; Solanales; Convolvulaceae
Source: the annotation of a GenBank genome assembly